Rasamsonia emersonii CBS 393.64 is the source of this 1122-nucleotide messenger RNA. RefSeq lists its product as uncharacterized. The transcript is spliced from 2 exons. The record is from RefSeq and is a predicted model, not a curated record. Bases 1 to 1122 code for a protein of 373 amino acids. Lineage: Eukaryota; Fungi; Ascomycota; Eurotiomycetes; Eurotiales; Trichocomaceae.
AUGCCGGCUCCAAUAGCAAAAGGCGGUCGGGGCGAUAACGAGACCGUUGGUAUCCUGCUGGACCGCUGUCGUAGCUAUCAUAACCGUCGAGCACUGCUCUAUGGCCAACCUUUUUUACCUUUCUUUCGACCCUCUCUUUUUAACAUUAGUGUUUGUUUUACGAUCCAUUUGCUGAUUACUCCAGGCAUUAUCAUCACCGUCUCCGUUCUCGUUGCAGCCGGGAUCGCCAUCUACGAAAGCCCCCAGUUUCGAAGAUGGGUGAACAACUCCCGCCGGAAGGUAGCAUUUGCCCUCUACAACUUGGGAGAUGAAAUCCACCCCCGUGAUGUCUCGCCCGAGGAUAUUUCCAUGACAGAGGAGGUGGGCGAAGCAGCGGAGGAACGCAGGCGGAAAGCUCGUGAGGAGAUCAUGCAGCGGCGUGCACUGCUGGAGGCUCGUCGGAGGAGGCAGUCUUCCGGUGCAAUGGUUAGCUUUGAUUCUCUUGUGGAUAAAGACGGCCGCUUGCGAUCAGAUCUCGGGGAUCUCGAGCCAACCGCUCAAUCUACAGCGUUGGACACGGGAGACUCCAAGGCAGUGUUGAGACACAGCGGGCAGCCAGGACCCAAUGCCCUCACGGAAGGACGCCUGCAAGCACAGCGGGAACUCCUCGAGCCCACGGGCCGCGAUCGGCUUCAUCUCACACUGCCAUCGGAGACAUCAUCCCAUUAUCCAUCCGAGUCUUUGGUGGAUUUGACUCCAACCUCCGAAGUUCCCGAUGCGGACGCAUUUGCCUCAGUCCACUCCGCUCGGUCGCCGCACGAGCCGCUUGCUCAAUCAGAGUACUUUUCGACAGUUUCAUCAAACCAUUCUGAAGCGGACACCUUGGAAUACUAUUAUGCCCAUCCAAAUCAGCCUGCCCAGGCUCCGUCGAAUCCAUUUGACCAUCCUCAGGACCACGACAUAUCUACCGCAUCAUCCAUGCCAGGAAGUCUCAGUCACAUCGGCCGGGAGUUGACGGACGCUUCGUCCGAUGGCACGUUGAGCGAAUGGGGACAUGCGACCGAAGGCAUUGCUACUCCGGCCAGCUGGUCUGAAGUUGGCAGUGUAGUCAGCAGCGAUGAUGCUCACCAUCACCAAGCAUGA